CGCUAUUGGCGGAGGAAACGUCUUGUCUUGCCCGCUCUUCUACUCUUCGCGUGCAUCAUUUGGUUGGAGACGGGCGAGAGAUGGUCGCCACAUGUACCUGCAGGUGAUGGAUAGCUCGACCGACUAGCCCCAAACUCUCUCCGCGCCAUGUCGACCUCCCUUCGACUCAACGCCUCCCUUUCCGCCGCACCAGACGCGAACGUGAGCGCCACCACUGCUCUGAGUAUGCUGGGCGGACUCCUGCUCGGGCUGCUCACCAUCGUGCCGAGUGUGCUCUACUGGCUGAUCGGGUUCCUGACCCUCACUCUUCCGACAUGGCUGUUUACUUUCUUUUCCACCAGCUUGACUCUAACUCUGAACAUGACCACGAUCCUCUUGGUGGUCCUGGUCUUUGUGUCCACCAUCAGCUGGUUCGUCCGGUAUCGUUUCCUCAACAUCUACUCGAGGCUGCCGCCAGAGCCACAGAGGAAGGAGCCUCAAGUAGAGAUCUUCCCCGACACUCGUGAAUCCGACACCAAGCCGGGACUGUCCAACUACUUCGAUGAGUUUCUCAGCGCCAUCAAAGUCUUUGGCUAUUUGGAACGGCCCGUCUUCCAUGAGCUCACGCGAACGAUGCAGACGCGGAAGCUGAUUGCCGGCGAAACAAUACUACUGGAGGAGGAGAAAGGCUUCUGCUUAGUAGUGGAUGGUCUCGUUCAAAUCUUCGUCAAGUCCGGCCGGGAAGUCGACCACGACUCGAGCAAUGAGAACAGCUUCAACGAGGACGACCAUCAUGAUGAGCGGGACCACGGGAAUCGAAGCUAUCAACUGUUGACCGAAGUGAAGAAUGGUGCACCCAUGUCUUCCUUGUUCUCCAUCUUAUCCCUCUUCACAGAUGAUGUCCAAAUGAGAGCUGGAGAGGAAGACGAUCCGCAACACCGGCAUUCGACUAGCAGCUCCAAAAACGACGUACCUCAGCGUGGUGAUGCAACUCCUAAUUCCAUCGGGGAAGGAUCGUUUCCGUGGAACGCUGGCUCUCGUCCCGCCUCAAGCCAUCGCAAUUUGGCGUCACUCCAUGAUCCGCCGGGAAACCUGAAGGAGCCACCACCUUUGCAUUUGGAUGGCGGUCAAGAGGACACUACUCAGCCACCGAGCCGAAGGGAGAGCGUGUCACUACCGACCGCAAAGACUAAGAAGGCAUUUUCCGUACACCCAGACAUCGUGGCCAGAGCGACUGUCGACACUACCAUAGCUGUGAUACCUGCCAGCGCUUUCCACCGGAUUACGAAAAUCUAUCCCAAGGCAACCGCACACAUCGUGCAAGUCAUUCUGACCCGCCUGCAACGCGUGACGCUAUCCACCGGCCAUGCAUACCUUGGCCUCACUAGUGAAGUCUUACGAACUGAGCGGUUGAUGGACCGCUACACCACCUUUGACCUGCCAGACUUUCUUCGGGGCCAGGCAUUACAGGCAUUGAAGGACAAAUUUCGCAAGGACCAAGAACGCAUCGGUCCAGAAGAGAGCAUGAAGGGCAUUGCUCUACAUAAUCCACGAGUGGCUGAUCGUCGGCGUCGUGCUAGUAGCAGCCUCCGGCGAGAUGCUGCGGUUCACGCGAAAAUGGUGGCGAGCAAGACCACUGGCGAACCCGAGGGCGAGAACCAUGCUAUCAGCCCGGGGGACCUACUUACUAACAGCUUUCACGAAGCACGGCAUCCAGGUAGGAAAACGCAGCCCGGUAGCUUCUCCCAGCCAUAUUCGACCCCGCAUGCUGGGCAAGGCGUGAUGAACGGACAGCCGGGACACCAAAGUGGCGAUUCUUUCAAUCUGUCGGCAAGUCCAAGAGUGCAAAUGCACCGCCAGGAAUCCAUGGACCAGGACAUGCUGUUCCGUGAAUGCAUCAUGGAAUGCAUUGCCAAGGCCAUCGGCUUGACGAACUCGCCAGCCUCGAAGCGGCCGACAUCUGCUGCACCAUCUCCGUGGUUGGUGUCUUUCGACUCGAAGCGACAGACUGCCGUCUUCAACAACGCCUUUGGUUUUAUCGAUCCGUAUGAAGGCACGGACGACUCUUCAUCCGCGGCUUCAAUAUCGGCUUCGAGCCUUGGAGGUACCUCCAAUCUGAUCGAGGACCUCAAGAAUGAUCUGGAGAUUGUGUUCUUUCCACAGGGCUCGAUAUUGGUCGAAGAAGGCGAGCGCAACCCUGGCCUCUACUACGUUCUUGACGGCUUUCUUGAUGUUAGCUCAUCUGUCGAUGACCAUGAUCAACACCAUAAUGUCCUAGGGACGAUGCCCUUGGAUGCAAGCAGUGCAGCUGAUGCACCGUAUCCCCAAAACCAGCGGCGAGGAUCCGCCGCGCGGAAAAGCGGAUCACGAGGCGGAAGAGAACAGUCGCGACGGAGAAAGCAAUCCAACAAAAGCUUGUUUCUUAUCAAACCCGGUGGGCUGGCCGGUUACUUGGGCACCGUGUCGUCGUAUCGAUCUUUCAUCGACGUGACCGCCAAGACCGAUGUCUACGUUGGCUUCCUCCCUCGAGUAGCCAUUGAAAAGAUCGUGGAGCGCUACCCGAUUGUCUUGUUGACAAUGGCAAAGCGGCUGACCAGUCUGCUCCCGCGCCUCAUCCUUCACAUUGACUUUGCUUUGGAAUGGGUGCAAGUCAACUCUGGCCAGGUGCUGUAUCAUCAGAAGGAAGAGAGCGAUGCGAUUUACAUUGUGCUCAACGGACGCCUGCGAUCCAUACAGGAGAAUUCCGACGGAAAGAUGAAAGUCAUCGGGGAGUACGGUCAGGGUGACAGUGUUGGCGAGCUUGAGGUGCUUACCGAGACUACGCGACCUGGUACGCUGGUCGCUAUUCGAGAUACGGAGCUGGCCAAAUUCCCCAAAACUCUCUUCAACAGUCUGGCGCAGGAGCAUCCCGGAAUCACAAUCAAGGUGUCGAAGAUUAUCGCGUCUCGGAUGCGAGCACUGAUCGAGAAUCCAAUGAACGAAUCCUUCAUGGAGAGCAAGCUGGCCGUGUCGAGAUCUCAAGCAACUUCCAACUUCAACCUACGGACCAUCGCAAUCAUCCCGACUACAGCCGGUGUACCUGUCAUUGAGUUCAGCAACAAGCUGCACGCUGCCCUCACGCAAAUUGGCACCAUUGACGGCAUUACGACCCUCAAUCAAUCUUCCAUCCUCAACCACCUCGGCCGGCACGCAUUCAGUCGCAUGGGCAAACUCAAGCUAUCGCAAUACCUCGCAGAUUUAGAGGAGAAGUACGGUCUGGUGUUGUAUGUCGCCGAUACCAGUGUCGGGUCUCCCUGGACCGAAACAUGCAUCAGUCAGGCCGACUGCAUACUACUCGUUGGACUUGCCGAAGGCUCACCCAGCAUUGGCGAGUAUGAGCGCUUCAUGUUGACGACAAAGACCACGGCGAGAAAGGAGCUAGUCUUGCUGCACUCGGAGAGAUACUGUCCUUCCGGUUUGACACGUUCGUGGCUCCGCAACCGGCCGUGGGUCAAUGGCGGCCAUCACCAUGUGCAGAUGUUCUCUCGAACGGCACCUGAGCAGCCGGUGCACGGAUUGCCCAAGCGUUUCCAGAAUGCCCUCAAGCAGCGUGUGCAAGUGCUGCAGGCUGAAAUCCACAAGUAUACGUCCAGGCGUGUUCGGCAGACUCCUUUGUAUUCAGCCGAGACGCCUUUCAAGGGCGAUUUCCAUCGUCUUGCAAGGAGGCUAUGUGGGAAGUCGGUUGGGCUGGUCCUAGGUGGCGGCGGUGCCCGUGGCCUCGCCCACGUCGGAAUCAUUCGUGCUCUCGAAGAAGCAGGCUACCCCAUCGACAUCAUCGGAGGCACAUCCAUCGGCGCCUUCAUCGGCGCCGUCUACGCCCAAGACGCAGACGUGGUGCCCAUGUACGGGCGCGUGAAGAAGUUCGCCGGCCGCAUGGGCAGCAUGUGGCGCUUCGCCCUCGAUCUCACCUACCCCUCUGCCUCCUACACCACCGGCCACGAGUUCAACCGCGGCAUCUUCAAAACCUUCGGCAACAGCCAGAUCGAAGACUUCUGGCUCGACUUCUACUGCAACUCGACCAACAUCACCAAGUCGCGCUCCGAAAUCCACACCUCGGGCUACGUCUGGCGCUACGUGCGCGCCUCCAUGUCCCUCGCCGGCCUCCUGCCGCCCAUGUGCGAGCAGGGCAACAUGCUCCUCGACGGCGGCUACGUCGACAACCUAACAGUGUCCCACAUGAAAUCCCUCGGCGCAGACGUCAUCUUCGCCGUCGACGUCGGCGCCCCGGACGACGACCGCCCGCAAGCUUACGGCGACUCCCUGUCCGGCUUCUGGGCCAGCCUGAACCGCUGGAACCCCUUCUCCUCGCACCCGAACCCCCCCACGCUCUCCGAAAUCCAGGCGCGCCUCGCGUACGUCAGCUCCGUCGAUGCGCUCGAGCGCGCCAAAACGCUGCCCGGGUGCCGCUACAUGCGCCCCCCGAUCGACGCCUACGGCACCCUGGAUUUUGGCAAGUUUGACGAGAUUUACCAGCUCGGGUACCAGUUUGGGAAGAAGUAUUUGGCGGAUUUGCGCGAGGAGGGCGUGUUGCCUGCGCAGGAGGAGACGGAGGAGAGGCGGAAUUUGCGGCGCACUAUGGCGCCGAGGCGGGCGAGUAUCUAGAUGGGAGAAGUAGGGAGGAGGAAAAUGGGGUGGAUGGAAAGAUUCAACAUCGUUGUUUGCAUUGCGUGUGGUCUGCGAGAUACCCCGAUUUUAGUGUACUGCAGUCCGAAUCUAUUGAUGUGCAUCGAAUCGUG
Neohortaea acidophila is the source of this 4754-nucleotide messenger RNA. RefSeq lists its product as uncharacterized. The transcript has a single exon. The coding region runs from base 148 to 4620 and encodes 1490 amino acids. Gene Ontology annotation, molecular function: phosphatidylcholine lysophospholipase A1 activity. NCBI's taxonomy places the organism in Eukaryota, Fungi, Ascomycota, Dothideomycetes, Mycosphaerellales, Teratosphaeriaceae. Gene Ontology annotation, biological process: phosphatidylcholine metabolic process. Gene Ontology annotation, cellular component: endoplasmic reticulum. The record is from RefSeq and is a predicted model, not a curated record.